AUGGUGACGUCGGCAGAGCGCACCCCCGAGGCGUCCGGGCGGGACGUGGCACCAGACUUGAGGUCGCCGAGGGAGAAGAGAAGGUGCCGGACGCUGCCGUCCCGGUGGUGCGCUAGCGCGGCCAGCUGGACGCGCACCGUCCACGGCAGGGACAGCGUCCAGCGGGCGUGGUCGUCGAGCCUCCCAUUUCUGGCAGUCCGUUACGAUACGCACCGGCACUCCACCUCACUGCCAGUCUACCACAGUACUCAGUACCGAAGCAGUGUCAAACAAGGUCUGCACGGAACGAAGCAGUGUCAAAGAAGAGAAGGGGCAUUUUGGUACUUCUGA
Molecule: messenger RNA, 330 nt
Organism: Miscanthus lutarioriparius
Lineage: Eukaryota; Viridiplantae; Streptophyta; Magnoliopsida; Poales; Poaceae
Source: the annotation of a GenBank genome assembly